Molecule: messenger RNA, 1248 nt
Organism: Microthlaspi erraticum
Lineage: Eukaryota; Viridiplantae; Streptophyta; Magnoliopsida; Brassicales; Brassicaceae
Source: the annotation of a GenBank genome assembly
AUGAAGUCUAAUGCGGUUGUUUUUGUUUACUUGCAGGAAAUGGUUUACAUUGCAUCUGUUUAUGGAGAAUGGGUGAUAAAGGACAAUUUGUCUUGGCAUUUUGAGGUUGAUUAUCGGAAAGGAGGUAGAAUGUUCUCGUUGAGGGAUGGAUGUACACAUGAUGAGCUCAUUCAAAUGGCUUUAGAGGAUUAUUCGCUAACCAAGAUCGGACACCGUUUGGAAAUAUCAUAUCCAUUACCAGAAGUGUUCACUCAGCAAACGUGUAAUGAUUCUCCGCCCAUGUUUGUCACAAACGACAGACAAGUCGAAAGCUUGAUCGAGCUAAGUAGAAAUCAUGGUGUACGACUUUGUGUCUCUAGCAAAGGGAAGGAUGAAGACAACGUAGAUGGACCUUUGGAUGAAGACUUAGAUGAAAAUCUGGAUGAUGAGUUGAAGGAAGAGUUCGAUGAAGAGUUGGAUGAAGAUUGGAGCGCAGAACGAGAAGAAGUGUCUGAAGAGUCGGGUUGUGAUGAGGAUGAUGUAAGGGAAAAAGCUUAUGAAGGCGAUGAUGACACACACGCGGACUACAGUCAGUAUGGGAAAAUUAAAGAUGAAGACGUUGUCAUUGAUGUUCCUUUCGAUGAUCCCCGCCUUUUAGGGCGUGGUGUGGGUCAUCGUAUAGGAAUUGAUAAUUGGGAAGACAAUAUUUACGAGCACCAGAGCUUUGAUACCAAGGCCCAACUUAUCUCUGAGUUGCGUUUGACCGCGGUGAUGACAAGAUUCUCAUUCAGGAUAGCUGCGUCUACAAGAAAAGUGUUUGUGGCCAAAUGCAAAGUCGCUGGAUGCAAAUGGAGGCUUAGAGCGGCCGUAAAGAACGAACCCUCCACGUUUUGGGUGACAAAGUACGUGAAGUCGCAUACAUGUUCUGUUUCUGAUCGAGUACGUAACCAUAAACGUUGUACAACGAAGUAUAUUGGAAAGCUUUUUCUUGAUCGGACAGGGCUCAUUGAAGGAAUUGUGCCGCAACACAUAAGAGACUCUAUGAGGAGGAUGUUUGGAAUGAAGUUAUGGUCGAGAGUUCAUUUUGAAGGUGAUAGAUACAAUAUAAAGACGAGCAACAUCGCAGAAUCUAUUAACUCGGCUGUCAAGAAAGCAAAAGGAUUACCUAUUCCUCGUCUUUUGGAGUUUAUUAGGGAGAAGCUCGGGAGAUGGUUUAGCAAGAGGCGGGAGGAUGCACUGAGUCUCACAACCACACAGCAGAGGUGUUGA